Molecule: messenger RNA, 3708 nt
Organism: Choloepus didactylus (southern two-toed sloth)
Lineage: Eukaryota; Metazoa; Chordata; Mammalia; Pilosa; Megalonychidae
Gene: IFFO2
Product: intermediate filament family orphan 2
Source: RefSeq, a predicted model, not a curated record
GCAGUGGGCGGGGCCCGCCGCAGAGAGGGCAGUGCCGGCCGAGAGUCCUUUGCGUGCGGCUGCCGCGGCGCUUCCACAGACUCUCUGACAGCCCCGGCGGUCGGACCCGAGACCCUCGCUAGCCACGCGCAGCCGCCGCGGCCUCCUCCGCUGCCUGAGAAGCGGCCAAGCGCGCCCGACUCCCGGCCCUCGCCGCCGCGCCCACCGCUGCCGGCAGCCCGGCCCGCCGUUUCUGCGGAGGCCGCAUCUGGCGCGCAUCUGGAACCGCCCGGCCCGCCGCGCUGGAGCCCGCGCCCGCCCUAGCCCGGCCGCGCCGGGAGCCCUGCCCGGAGCUGGAGCCGCACCUGGAGCCCCGGGCCCGGGGCCCUGAGCCGCGCAGUCGGCGCAUGAUGAACUCCCUGCUGUUCGGAGAGAUGGCCUUGGCCUUCGGCUGCCCGCCCGGCAGCGGCGGCGGCGGGGGCUGCCCCGGCGCCGGUGGCGGCGGCGGCGGGGCCGGGCCGGGGCCAUCGCCGGUGACGGCAGCGCUACGGGACGACCUAGGCUCCAACAUCCACCUCCUGAAGGGGCUCAACGUGCGCUUCCGCUGCUUCCUGGCUAAGGUGCACGAGCUGGAGCGGCGCAACCGGCUGCUGGAGAAGCAACUGGAGCAGCAGCAGAGCGAGCGUGAGCGGCGGCUGCGCUACAAGACCUUCUCCCGCGAGCAGGCCGUGCAGACCGGGCCCGAGCUGCUGCUGCCACCCGCGCUCGGCGGCGGGCACGGCGGCGGGCACGGCAGCGGCGCGGCGGCCGGCGUCAACGCCAACGCCGUGGCCCUGGGCGGCCUGCCCCCCGGCGGCGGCUCGCACCCGCAGCACUACGGCCGCCUGCCCGGGACCAUCUGGAGCUACACGCAGGUGCGGCGCACCGGCGGCGGCGGCGUGGAGACCGUGCAGGGUCCCGGCGUGUCGUGGGUGCACCCCGACGGCGUGGGUGUGCAAAUCGACACCAUAACGCCAGAGAUCCGUGCGCUCUACAACGUGCUGGCCAAGGUGAAGCGCGAGCGCGACGAGUACAAGCGGAGAUGGGAGGAGGAGCUUGCCAAGUGCAUGAACCUGCAGACCAUGGUGGACACGCUGCAGGAGGCAGCGCAGGAGGCUGAGGCCAUCCAGGAGGAGAUGAACGAGAAGAUCGAGCGGCUCAAGGCUGAGCUGGUGGUGUUUAAGGGGCUCAUGAGUGACCCCAUGACAGACCUGGACACAAAGAUCCAAGAAAAGGCCAUGAAAGUGGACAUGGACAUCUGCCGCCGAAUCGAUAUCACGGCCAAGCUGUGCGAUGUCGCACAGCAGCGGAACUCGGAGGACGUGUCCAAGAUCUUCCAGGUGGUCCCCAAAAAGAAAGAGCGUAAGGUGGCUUCUGACGAUGACAUCUCCGAGCAGGACGGAGAGGUGAACCGGUUCUCAGACGAAGAGGUGGGCUCCAUGAACAUCACGGACGAGAUGAAACGCAUGUUUAACCAGCUGCGGGAGACUUUUGAUUUUGACGACGACUGUGACAGCCUGACGUGGGAAGAGAAUGAAGACACACUGCUGCUCUGGGAGGAUUUCACCAACUGCAACCCAUCCAUUGACCUGCAGGGCGAGCAAGAAGAAAACUUGGGCAACUUGAUCCACGAGACUGAAUCCUUCUUCAAGACGAGAGACAAGGAGUACCAGGAAACAAUAGGGCAGAUUGAGCUGGAGCUGGCCACAGCCAAGAGCGACAUGAACCGACACUUGCAUGAGUACAUGGAGAUGUGCAGCAUGAAGCGUGGCUUGGACGUGCAGAUGGAGACCUGCCGCCGGCUCAUCAAAGGCUCUGCAGACAGGAAUUCACCGUCCCCCAGCUCCGUGGCCAGCAGUGACUCAGGAAGUACAGACGAGAUCCAGGAUGAAUUUGAGAGGGAGGCGGAUGUGGAGCCCAUGGUCAGCUGAUGACUGAGGGGCCCAUGUGCCUGGGGGUCUUGGUGAUGGGGCUUCUGCCUCCUCCCCCCAUGGGGCCAGGAAGGCCCCUCAGAGUGGGCUCACGUCCUCACCGUACAGGCCUCCUAUGCCCUCCCUUCUCUGGAGGACCCGAGGGACUGCUGCUUCCUUCCUUCCUUCCACACCACCCACCACCAACCAGUGCCCCCUCUCCAUCCACCCACCCAAGGAAUGGUGCUGUCAAUUUCUAUUGUUCUCCACAUUACAAAGGCAGACUUCUGUCCAGAUGAUGCAGUGUUAACUGUGCCUUUUCCCUUAAGCUGAGCCACUUUGAGCUCCAAAGAAUUACUCCUAGCAGGUGUUUUUAUACAAAACUCUAAGGUGAGGGCAGGGGUCCUGGGCAUGGUAUAAUGUGGUUUUCUACCCUCCCACCUGCUCCUCUGAUUGGCCGUGAGCUCUGCCUUCCCUUCCUCUACCUGCCAGCGCUGACCAAGCUGGGGCUUGGGGGAAUCUACUUCCUCCCAGGAAGGAGCUGUUUGCCUCUGCAACCUUUCCAGCCCUAGGUGGGGACCUCCCACAUGUUUCUCACUCACUGAAAGAGAGAAGGAUGGCAAGAGGGAGGGAAGACAAUUUUUUAUUUUCUUUUUGGAUCGAGUGGCAAAGUGGAGGGACAAGGCACUGUGGGGGAGGGUGGCACCUCACUGUGUUUAAACUACUAUGCAAAAAACAAAAUUAACAAAAACAAACAAAAAAAAAGCAGCUUGCCUUAUUUUAUUUGGAAGGUAGGCCCCUCCUGGACCCCUGGUUUCUCUCCUGGAGCUGGGAGGGAGGUGGAAUCUCUUACAGACUCCAAGGAGCAGCACUGGCUUGGGAGGGGGUUUGGUCAAGGCUGGUAGUGAGGCCUGGGUUCCCGCAAGGCCCUCGGCCCACCAGCCUGCUUCCUUGCUUUGGGACCUCUGUGGGUUGGGGGCUGGUAGUGUUCUUUAUUGCCCUGAUGACUUGAUGCGCUCCCUGCCCUCUCCAGCCAACUCCAGGGGUUAGAGGUCUGUAAUUUCUCUGUGAGAAAGCCUGAAGGGGGCCAGGCCGCCAUCUUGGUUCUUUGCUGUCCCCAGGUCACCUGCUGUUUGGCCACAGGCAGGAAAGUGGUAUUGGAAAGGGAAGGGAAGGGAGACAGUGAGGGCCGCUGGUACUUCGGAGGUGGUGAGAUGAGGGGCUCGAGUGAGGACCAUCUUUGGUUAUCCUCACAGACAUAUACAAGCCCCUCCUUUCCAUAAUCCACUUGACUGACCAGUUGGGGAGUUAAUCUCAGCCAGUAUCUCCCCAACAUUGGAGUGAAUUGAAGGGUGUCGUAUUGAGUGUUGAGACCACCCACCAAAUCUCAGCUUGGAGCAGCAGGGCAGGGAUUUUUUUUUUUUUUUUUUUUUUUUUAAUUUCUUUUUGUACUCAGUAGUGUGGCGUGAUAGCCAAUUUUUGUUUUUGUUGACCCAGGAGCUCCCCCUGGAGGUCAAAGGAGCAAAAUGUGCCCAAGGACCAGCGCUCCUUACUCCAUUUCCUAUUAGGAGGAAGGUGAGGGGUCUCUGGCUUUGAGGAGGAUUGUGGUCCCCUGUCUUUCCUUCCCUGGGUACCAGCGACCGUAAAUGGCCUUCUCUCUUUUCUGUUCCCGCACCUGUUUUGCAGUCUUAAAGUCAUUGUACAUAAUAUUCAUAUAAUAUAUAUAUAUAUGUUGAGAGCGUGUAGCGAUUGUGUGUAAUUUAUCAGAACUUGGUAACUU